AUGAAAGAAUUAGAGGAUCAAGCUGGCACAAUUUUUGGUUUCACACAAAAGUGAAAUAAAACUCAAAAUAAUAUCAAGAUCUCUGUUUUUGAGCUUUAUCGGCGGCUUUACUAUGAUGAAAACUUAGAGGUAGAAGAUUUUAUAUUACAAAAAGCUAAAACAGCACUUGAAGGGAUUAUUUGAUGCUUUCAAACUAUAAGCUUAUUAUGAAUCCCACAUCUUUCAAUUAAAAAUUGACACAAAAAUAUGAUAAUAUGAGAAAUAAUUGGCUAUUUAAAAUUUGACAAUGCCUGCUCAUCCUUAGGGAUAAUAAAUGAAUGUCUUUACUUAUCUGCUUUGGCAGUUUAUUUUCAUUUUUUUUGUAUUAUUCCUUUUGUCAUUAUUAUUUAUUAUUCUUAUCCUUUACCAAAAUAUAUUUUAGGUACUUUUAAACAGAUUUUUUACUUAUGAUCAACGUUUUUUCUAAUCCCCUCAAUUGAAAUAUUUUCCAUCUUUCUCAAAUAUAAUUUUUUACCUCAAAAUAGUGUCUCAGAAUAUGAAAAUCAUAAUGAUUUUAAAGAAUUCGAAAUAAGCCCUCUAUUGCAAUUUGGAGUUAGUGUUGCACUGGUCAUUUCCCUAUUUUUAAUUUUUUUUCAGACAGAGUUUUCAGGAGAAAUUCGGCACUUUGUUUCUAAAAAAGCUAUAAAUGCUAAAGCUCACUCAAAAAUUGAUAUUCAUGUCACACUUUUUACAUAUUUUUUUCCAAUUGCUUAUUCUGUGCUUGCUGAAAACGACAUUAUAUAUUUACAAAUUUUAGCUAUCAUUUUUGCAGCGUUCUUGAUAAAGGAAAUUACUAUGUUUUUACCUUAUUUUUCAGUUUAUUAUCAUUCUAUUAUAAUUCUGAGAUUAUACCUUAUAGGUUUUAUUUCUUCUAUUUUUCUUCUAGGAAGUUUAAUGGAUAAUUCAUUAGCUAUUUCAAUUUUGGUAAUUAUUUUAGGUCCAUUAUCAGUUUUAUUUAUUGUUCAAUUUUCUGUAGCAUUGCAAAAACAAAUAAAUAAAUGUAUUCCUGAAAAUUUGGCAGAAAUAAAUUCACAAUACGAUUUAGAAAAAUCUCUAACUCCCCAGUCUGUGAGCAACCAACAAAAAAAUUACCUCACAGAUGAAAUUAAUUUAUAAACUUUUUAGUAAUUUGUUUUUUAAAAUUUAAAAAUUCUAACUCGCAAAAAUUAAUUUAAUUUGUAAAAUUUGUUUUAGAAUAAAACUGUUAGAAUUAAUUAGAGAUUUCGUUAUAAUAAUGAUCACUUUUAUAUAAAAAAUUUUUUGUUCUCUCAUGAAGAGUGGGCUUUAAAUUUUUCUCUCAUGUGUUGUUCGCACACAGAGGGAAGCAAGUAAGGUAUGCGUUAUGCUCAAACGAUACUGAAAACAAAAAUCAAAUCAUCAGUACCUUUGAAAUUUUUUUUAUAGAAAAAGGGGUUAACAGGAGCAAGCUUCAAGUUAUAUGAGCAGCUAACUACUGUUUAUUUACUCUAAAAGAAGCAUCUUUAGCAAAAAUCAAGCUCAGCAAAAUAAAACAAAUUUCAGAUUGGUCUCUUGAAGCUGCAUACCAAGAAUAUAUAUGUAAAACAAAUAUUUCCAAUGCCAAUUUAUCUGAAGGAUCACAAUAUUCUAAUUAUUUUCUGCAAUUCAAUAUAAUUAAAAAAACAGAUGAAAUUUUAUGUACAAAUUUACUGAAUUUUUGGAGUGAAAUUGCCUCAUCAAUACCGAAUCUGCAUAAACUACAAAAGAAUCUCAACUUGAUAGAUGAUUUUUUUUUUAGAUUAAUUAGUUUUAGCGGGUCACGGAGGUUUAUUUCAGCCUCUACCCAGCGCUGCCAGCUUCAGGCUUGCGCCCUAAGCACCGGCUCUGUUGCUCACUCCAUUUUCUGUCGACGUCACCAAAAAAUGGUGACGUCGUCAUCUGACAGGGAGACUCACCCAGGUACUCCUUUGAUAGGGUCUAGUGACCCGGCGCCGUCCUUUCUGGGGAGGGGAAAAGUAGCCUUCCGGAGUCUUCUUCAGGUCCCCAAGCUCCACUACAAGCUUCCUCACUUCCUUCUAGUCCUGAAGUGUGACUCCUGAUUCUGCGGCUCUGGUCUUCUCGUCUUUGUGAGAGGCAAAAAAAAACCUUGUCGUGGUGUCCCGACGAAGGUAAAAAAAAAAAAACCCCCACCCUGGACACAAUAUCCAGGCCCCGUUUACUUCUUAACCCCGUAGUCCCUGAGGGUACAGGAGAAGGACGGGUCGGAUGGCUCGCCAUUUUAAUUGUGUGUUCUUGAUAGAUGAAGAAAUUUUAUUCUUAAAUAAAGAAUACAGCAAUUUAAAUUUGAAAUUCCCCAAUUCGAGAGAAUCCUUAGCUCUUUAUUAUUCAUUUAUUAAGGAUAUCACCUAUGACUCGGAAAAAUCGAUUUUACUUGAGAUGAAAUUAAGAGCCCUAGACAGAACUCUUGGAAAUUUCAUUAGUGAUUCUAAAAAUUUUAGCUUUUUUAAUGACAGUAAUGGAAUUUUGAUAAUUUCGAAUGAACUCCAAAAUUUUGGUGAUAUUCUUUAUGCCAACCAAAAAUCUGCAGAAUAUUUUAGGCUCCCAAUUGGCAGCCUUAUCAGUGACAACAUUUUAAACUUCAUUCACCCCUAUUAUAAAGAAAAAUUCAAGGCUGAAGCCAAAAGAUUUGUUCAAUUUACUUCCUCAUCUGAAAUAGAUUUAAGCCAAGGAUUCAUUUUAAUAACACAAAAUGAUUUAUUAGAAUGUGUAGGGAAAGUCUCACUCCCCCCUUGUGAGAGAACAAAACCAUUAGAAAAAUCCCUAUUUUUGUCUAAAACCCACCCUCUGCGAGCGAACAAAAUUUUUUUUAAUAGAAAAUUUUUUUAUAGAAAAAAAAUUUGAUUCUGUUUAAUCUUAAACAAAUUAUGUUUUAAAACAUAAAUUUUUUACAAUUUCAAUUAAUAUUUGCUUUCCAAUUUUUACGAAUUGGGAUUUUUUUAAAUUUUCGAGAAAUAUUUUUCGAAAAAAUCUAUAUAUAAAUUUUUUUAAAAAAAAAUUACUCCCCUUCGCAGCGAACAAAGUUAUUUUUGUUCGCUCACGGAGUGGGAGAAGUCAGUAACUACCGUGAACGAUCUAGUUGUAGCUAUAUUUGUAUUUAAACCCAAAGUCAAAAAUUACGAGGUUGCUUUGAUAUCAGAGGAAGGAGAAAUAAUUUGCCACUCGGAUAAUUUUCAUAGAAUAGCUAAAAAAUCUGAAAACUUGGUAGGAUGGAACUUAAAAACCUUAUUUUUUAACUCAGAAGACUUUAAGCUGCAGCCAAAUAUCCCUUACCAUUUAUCAAACUUCAAGACUGAAACUUUUUUAAUUCUUUCGCACUCAGAAUUUUACAAAAUGAAAAUGCCCUAUGUAGCUCUCAUAAACGACAAAGAAGAGCUUUUAAAAUGAAAUAAUGAAAAUUCAGUCGAAAUAGGGAAAACCCAAGUAACGAAUCAAUUAUCAAUAAAUUUUUUACUCCCACUGAACACAACAAUUAAAAACGAUUUUUAUUUUUAG
Molecule: messenger RNA, 3549 nt
Organism: Blepharisma stoltei
Lineage: Eukaryota; Ciliophora; Heterotrichea; Heterotrichida; Blepharismidae
Source: the annotation of a GenBank genome assembly